UCAUUUUAUGUGUAGUGUAUCCUUUAACAAAAAUUUCCUACUACGGCAUAACUGAAUUUGCGUGUCCACAAGUUAUCAGGCAUCAUCUUAGCCGUAUUCCCUCUUGCUUUUCCGCCACAGUUUAAACUGAGAGCUUUGUUGUGACGAAAAUGUUGGCUAGUAACAAAUGGAUACAGCAAAUGCAGCUUUAGUCAGAAAGUGGAUUUGUUUUUUGUCAGACUUUUUUGUUAUAUUCUCAACAGUGCACUGUUACUUACAUCGCUAGCUGAAAACUGCUGUAAUGUCUCUGCCUCCAGAAAAAGCUUCCGAACUGAAGCAAAUCAUACACAAUCAUCUGCUGAAGAUGGAUAUCCACGGGAAGAUCCGGGAGGUACUAGCUGAGGUUGUAAAGGAUGAAGGGGGCAGUGCACAUCAAUCUCUGUCCGAGGCAGAUCUCCUCCGUGCUCUGCAUCGCAGGGGAAUCAUAGACGAUGUGAUGAAGGACCUACCUUUUACCCAGGUUGAUCAGCCACAUGCAGAGCACAGUAAAAUAGAAGCACAACCUUCUCAAAAGACUGCUACUCACUUUGCUGACAAAGACAUCACUCAGCUGAAAAAAUCAAAUGUUGAUCCAUCCAAGCGGUACCUGUACCUGCAAGUGCUUGGAGGUAAGGCCUUUCUGGAGCACCUCCACGAGCCAGAGUCUUUACCAGGUCAAGUGUGUUCCACGUUCACGCUCUACGUGCACUUCCGCAACCAGAGAUUUCGCUCGAAACCAGUUCCCUGCGCUUGUGAGCCUGACCUGAAGGAGGGCUUCCUGUUAGAGAUUCACAGAGACAGCUUUGGAGAGGGCACCAAAAUGGCAGAUGCGACCGCUAUGCUAUCAAUAUGCGACCGUGUUCACUUGGUGCUCAUCAAGACAGACACCUCUAAUGAGACGACGCUGAUCUCGUCCUACUUUGUGGACUGGAGGGCUGUUCUCAGUUCGCCCAGUGGAAAGACUUGCUUUGCAGUGGAGCUCAUGGGAGUUGGAAGUGAAUUCAAAGUCCCAGCUGGUGUUUUGACGGUCAGUCUAGAACUCUACCCACCUCUCGUAGAGACUUUGAGUUCUGACGUCAUCAGCACACAGCAAUCACUGGAGAGACAGAGAACGGCUGAGAAGGAGAAGCUCUUCUUGGUUUACGCAAAACAAUGGUGGCGGGAGUUCCUUGAGAUUCGACCCUCGCACAAAUCCAAAAUGGUGAAGAUCUUUGCACAGGAUGAGAAUGGAAUCAAUAGACCAGUAUGUUCCUUCGUUCGCGUGCUGCGGGCGGGUCGUCUGCUGGAAAGCCCUCGACAGGCGGCACGCUUCGUCAGCCUGCUGGCCUACGAGAAGGCCCCGGUGGUGGGAGGGGGAGGAGGGAAGCAGGAGCAGUGGUGCACUUUAAUGGCUUUCUUGUGCGGAGGAAAGGGCGACUGUGAGGACCACGCCACCCUGCUGUGCAGCCUCCUGCUGGGCUUCGGCCUGGAUGCCUACGUGUGUGUGGGCACAAAAGCCAAGGGAGUGCCACACACUUGGGUCCUAACGCGUGGGACAGAUGGGAGCAUUACCUUCUGGGAGAGUCUGACAGCACACAGGUACCUCCACCAGCCCAUAGACUCAGACGCGCCACCACUGGCCCCCCAGCCCAAACCUUCGUCCCCUUACCGCACCGUGGGCUGCGUCUUCAACCACCAGACCUUCCUGGCCAACUGCCAGCCCACAGACGCCGUGGAGCUCUGUGUCUUUGACCUGCAGAACCAGUCUCGGUGGAAAGCGAUGAGCGAAGAGGCACUGAGGUCCGUCUGCGCCCCGGGCUCAACCGCCUCCUUGCCCCCUCUUCCUCCCCUCUGCGCGCCCACUCUGGAUCCCGCUGCCACCAGUAACCAGAUGGAGCUGGAGAUGCGCUACCUGGUGUCCGAGCACAGGAAGGACCUGGGCCUGGCAACAGUGUGGGACGACCACCUGUCCUAUCUGCUCUCCUCUGCCCUAUCGGCCUACGAGCUGGAGCGCUGCUCUGGCGUCUCCUGUGGUAAUGAGGAGUUUCAGGACGCAGUGAGGAGGGCGGUGCCUGAUGGACACACCUUCAAAGGCUUCCCCAUCCACUUCCUGCACUGCAAUGCUCGUCGAGCCUUUGCCACCUGCCUUAAGUCUCCCUUCUGUGAGGAGAUAGUGUGUUGUCGCGGCGACCACAUGAGGCUGGCAGUUCGUGUGCGGGUGUUUGUCUAUCCAGAGAAUGCAUGUGCAGUGUGGCUCAUGUUUGCAUGUAAAUAUCUCUCCAUUCUCUGACCAGAUGUCGACUCAACUACUCCCAGUUUAUAGUUCACAUUAGUCUUUGUGAGGACACCACACUUAUUUUUGUAUUAUAUACAUUGUACACAGAGAUAUGAAAUGAGUCUACACUGAAACGACCUAAAGACACAUAUCUGUUGGUGUCCUCCACAUGGCUCAGGUUUGUAAUUUGUGGUUAGGGUAUGUAAUUUGUACAAAUAUUCACAAUGAAUUUUUAUUCUACAAAAUAAAUAUGAUUUUUUUUAACAAAA
Molecule: messenger RNA, 2541 nt
Organism: Betta splendens (Siamese fighting fish)
Lineage: Eukaryota; Metazoa; Chordata; Actinopteri; Anabantiformes; Osphronemidae
Gene: cep76
Product: centrosomal protein 76
Exons: 13
Coding region: 281-2287 (668 amino acids)
Source: RefSeq, a predicted model, not a curated record